Molecule: messenger RNA, 1170 nt
Organism: Hevea brasiliensis (rubber tree)
Lineage: Eukaryota; Viridiplantae; Streptophyta; Magnoliopsida; Malpighiales; Euphorbiaceae
Product: protein DEHYDRATION-INDUCED 19 homolog 3
Exons: 5
Coding region: 277-939 (220 amino acids)
Source: RefSeq, a predicted model, not a curated record
AAUGAAGAGCAAAAUAUAGAUGACACCCCCUUUCCUUUUCUGCGAGAAAUUUACUCAGGAGAAGAAAAGAAAGAAGAGGGACGCGAAAUAGUAUUGCUCCUCAGCCCCUCCCCUAAACCUACCUUAUAAGUAUCAUGAUUUCCCUUUUCAAUUUCUCAUUUUUUUAAUGCCCUAGAAUAAUUCAAGAUCACAGCUCAACAAUCCAUCAAAUUCCCCACUACCCACAUUUCUCUUGGGAUUUUUGAGCUCUAAUUUUAUUUCCUUAAAAAGGGAGCUAUGGAUGCUGAUUCGUGGAGCGUUCGUAUCUCUUCGGGCUCUAAGCGAUACCAAUCAGUCCUUCAAUCGCGAUCUGACGUGUUUGUGGGUUUUGAAGAAACUGAUGGAGAUGAUGAUAUAAGGGAGGAAUUUCCUUGUCCAUUCUGUUCAGAAUAUUUUGAUAUUGUUGGGUUGUGCUGUCAUAUUGAUGAUGAGCAUCCCAUGGAGGCAAAUAAUGGGAUUUGUCCAGUUUGUGCAAUGAGGGUGGGGGUUGAUAUGGUUGCGCACAUAACCUUACAUCAUGGACAUGUAUUCAAGAUGCAGCGGAAGAGGAAAUCACGGAAAGGUGGACAUCAUUCUACUCUUACUUUAUUGAGGAAAGAGCUCCGAGAAGGAAAUCUACAAUCUCUUUUUGGGGGUUCUUCCUGUAUAGUUUCCUCAUCCAAUGCAGCGCCUGAUCCUUUGUUGUCUUCAUUCAUUUUGCCCAUGGCUGAUGAUUUUGCAAGUGCUCAACCUUCUUUUUCAAAUGAAACAAGCUCAGCCAAGAAAAGCUUGGAUGAGAAUGUUUUAGAGCGAAAUAUGAAGUCAUCUCCCCUGUCAGUUAAGGAUCAGGAAGAGAAAGCCAAGAGGAGUGAAUUUGUUCAAGGGCUAUUGUUGUCUGCCAUUCUUGAUGACAUCUUAUGAAGAGGACUCAUACUGGCCACCGCAGUUAUAGAAGUCCAAUUUUCAACUAAGGGCCCUACAAUCUUUGGUUGGUUUGUAGUGAAUAUGCCAAAUUGCCAAUGUAUUGAAGGCAAGAGUGUUGAAUAAGGUGUAAGCUAUGUUGCAUGUGAAAUUUAGUUGUUGGACCUGUACUGAUUUUAUAUUUCAGGUCGUCAUUAAUAGAAAAGAAAAAAAAUAAUUUAUUUUCCUCUA